Messenger RNA from Paramecium octaurelia, 1825 nucleotides. The record is from the annotation of a GenBank genome assembly. Lineage: Eukaryota; Ciliophora; Oligohymenophorea; Peniculida; Parameciidae.
AGAUGUCUGAGAAUUAAUUGGAUAGUCAAUAUAAAUUAUAGGAGUAGGAAACAUAAUCUGGGAAUAAUAUUGAAUUGAGUAGUCCUUAAGGUAGCAGCAAGAAGAAGGGAAGAGCACGAACAGCAUCAGAAAGGACAUUCAGUGCUGCAGAAACCUUGUAUGGGCGACCAAGAAAUGCAGGAUCUAUGAUACUCUUGAGGACAGCUGAUCAAUUUAAUAAAAAGGUUAUUCAUGAUGUGAUUAAUCAUUCUCCAUCUAAAUAACAAUAUUCAUUUGCUAAAGCCACUAGAUUCUCGAAACCUCGUUCCAGUUAUUGUCAACAAUAAUUUUAUGAUUCUUAGUAUUUCAAUCUUUGUCAUAUAUUAGGAUUCGAACAUCUCUUGGUCAAAGAACUUGCAGUUUCGGAUUUGGUAUAAAGUUCGAUUUUGCCAAAUUAACAGAUAAGUAUAUUCCUCCUCCAACAGCUUAUACAAUAAAAUCUAAACCUAAGCCAGUAACGAAAUUUGGGUAUGGCAGAGAAGAAACAAAAGCUGUUGGGAUAUAUGGAAAUCCAAAUAAGAAUCCUGCACCUAAUACCUAUACUCUGAAAGAUACUUUUUCCAAUCUUAAAUUUUCAUUUGGAGAAAGAACUAAAGCUAAACGUAUGAUAUUAUUCUAAUUUAGACAUAUAUUUGGAAUCUACAACUCCAUCUCCCUGUGCCUAUAACGUUGGCGGUAUUAGCAAAACAGGAAAUUAUUUCAAUUCCAAAUACUCAAGCAAUCGAGCUCCAUUAUUCUCUCCAUCCUCUAAUAAAUCUGUCAGAAUCAUCAAAACUCCUGGACCUGGAACCUAUGAUCCACCAGGUAAUAUUGCAGAUCUCAGAUUGAAAAGCAGUUCAGGAUUCAGUUUUGGUGCAUCAGAAAGAAAAACUAUUUAAAUUCGAAACAAAGUUUGUAAUUGAAUUCAAUUUUCAUAAUUUAGUUCCUGGACCUGGGACUUAUUAAUUACCAUCAGAAUUUGGUGAUGUUGAAUAUCCAGAUUGAUAAUCAUUAUUAAAAAUUAAUAAUUAUAAAAUCAUUUUCGCAUAUGUUAACAUUAACUCAAAUGGAUGAAAUAAUCAAAUUAACAGAAUAACAUAUGAUUGAUUGCUAAGCCAAUCAAGAUUUCAAAGAAGCAAAAGAAGUGAAAUCUAAAAUAUUGCAAAUGAAAACCAUUCGAGAUCUAAUUGAAAGAGAGGAAAUUCAGGAAAAAUUUAUCAUUGGAGAAGAAAGAAUUAUUACCUAAACCAAAUAACAGAUUGAUGAAGUCAACUAAUACUUUACUUAAUUAUUUGAAAAAUUUAAUUUUUAGAAAAGUUAAGCACUUUAAUAGAUAUGGCAUCAAUAAAAAAUAUAAUUACAAAAAUCUGUUUUUUAUAAAAGAUAAAAAAAUGCAGAGUACUAGAACCUAUAAAAAAUUAUGACUUAUUUGUCAAAUCAAAAGGAUUUCAAAAAGGCAGAGUUAUAUCAAGUCUAUCUAAAAGAAGCAAGUUAAGAUCAUAUGAGAAGAACUCAAUCCGAAUAAAGAUAAACUUAAGAAACCCAAUAGAGAGUACUUAAAUAGAAACAUGCACAUUAAGAAGAAGUGCUACUUAAUAAAUUUAAUGAUCAAGAAUAAUUAAUUCAGCUAGAAAUGAAUAAAAAACUUGAGGAAAUUGAGUAAAAAAAAAUCAACCAAAUAUCUUAAUUAUAAUUAGAGAGGAAUCAAAAAAUUGCUCAACUUGAAAGAUGUAGAACUAAGGUUAUAAAAGUACAAGUCUAAUAAUAAUUAGAGGAGAUGGAAAAAUGUGCCUUUAUCUUGAAAUGA